This is a messenger RNA of Lucilia cuprina (Australian sheep blowfly), 2108 nucleotides long. RefSeq names its product V-type proton ATPase catalytic subunit A-like. The record is from RefSeq and is a predicted model, not a curated record. Bases 55 to 2025 code for a protein of 656 amino acids. Gene Ontology annotation, molecular function: ATP hydrolysis activity; ATP binding; proton-transporting ATPase activity, rotational mechanism. Gene Ontology annotation, cellular component: proton-transporting V-type ATPase, V1 domain; lysosomal membrane. Gene Ontology annotation, biological process: ATP metabolic process; proton transmembrane transport. Lineage: Eukaryota; Metazoa; Arthropoda; Insecta; Diptera; Calliphoridae. The transcript is spliced from 2 exons.
AUUAUUAUUUUUUUUAAUUUAAAUAAAAAACAAACAUUUCUAAGAACAAAAAAAAUGGCCGAUAACCAAGAAGACUCUAAAGAUAUAAAUAAAACGGAAAAUCUGUUAUCAACGACCUCAAAAGAGGUCACUAUACAAGAUCCGACAGAUCAUACAAAACAAACACGUAUCAAAAUCGAAUCCUCAGAAAACAAACAUCAAGAUGAAGAUUCUGAAAGCAGUUAUGGUCGCGUAUUUGCCGUAUCUGGUCCCGUGGUAACAGCUGAAUGUAUGACUGGUUCUGCCAUGUACGAACUAGUAAGAGUUGGUUAUUUUAAACUUGUAGGAGAAAUAAUACGUUUGGAGGGUGAUAUGGCCACUAUACAGGUAUAUGAGGAGACCUCCGGUCUAACGGUGGGCGAUCCUGUAGUACGAACUGGAAAGCCCCUUUCUGUAGAAUUAGGUCCUGGUAUUAUGGGUAAUAUAUUCGAUGGAAUACAACGUCCUUUGCGUUAUAUAUAUGAGCGGACAAAAUCGAUUUAUAUACCCAAGGGUAUUAAUAUCAAAAGUUUAGAUAGAGAAAAAUCAUGGGAAUUUGUGUCUUGUAACCUAAGAGAAGGAGCUGUAGUUACCGGUGGCGAUAUAUAUGGUUUUGUUAGGGAAAAUUCAUUGGUAACGCAUCGUUUAAUGUUGCAGCCAAGAGCAAAAGGCAGAGUAACCUACGUUGCACCCUCCGGUAACUAUUCGUUAGAUGAUGUUAUAUUGGAAACUGAAUAUGAGGGAGAGAAGACAAGCCACAAAAUGCUACAGGUAUGGCCUGUUAGACAUCCACGUCCGGUAGCAGAAAAAUGGCCUUCUAAUUAUCCACUUUUAACGGGUCAACGAAUAAUUGAUGCUUUAUUUCCCUCUGUAUUGGGUGGUACAACUUGUAUACCAGGAGCUUUUGGUUGUGGUAAAACGGUUAUUUCACAAGCUCUUUCAAAAUAUUCCAAUUCUGAUGUUAUAAUAUAUGUCGGAUGUGGUGAACGUGGCAAUGAAAUGUCAGAGGUUUUAAGAGAUUUUCCCGAAUUAUCUAUAGAAAUUGAGGGAGUAACAGAGUCUAUUAUGCAGAGAACCGCACUGGUGGCCAAUACCUCUAAUAUGCCGGUGGCAGCUAGAGAAGCCUCCAUCUACACGGGCAUAACUUUAUCGGAAUAUUUUCGUGAUAUGGGCUUUAAUGUUUCCAUGAUGGCUGACUCUACUUCCAGAUGGGCAGAAGCUUUGCGUGAAAUCUCUGGCCGUUUGGCAGAAAUGCCAGCCGAUUCUGGUUACCCGGCCUAUUUAGGGGCACGUUUGGCUUCAUUUUAUGAACGAGCGGGACGUGUUAAAUGUUUAGGCAGUCCUGAACGUGAGGGUUCUGUUUCUAUAGUUGGAGCUGUUUCGCCACCAGGUGGAGAUUUUUCAGAUCCUGUUACCUCGGCCACUUUGGGCAUAGUACAAGUUUUUUGGGGUCUUGACAAGAAAUUAGCGCAACGUAAACAUUUUCCCUCUAUCAACUGGUUAAUAUCGUAUUCCAAAUAUACUAGAGCUUUAGAUCAGUAUUAUGAAUUAAACUUUCCCGGCUUUGUGCCACUCAGAACAAAAGCCAAAGAAAUUUUACAAGAAGAAGAGGACUUAUCGGAAAUUGUACAGUUAGUGGGUAAAGCUUCAUUAGCCGAAACGGAUAAAAUUACUUUGGAAGUAGCUAAAAUGUUAAAGGAUGAUUUUCUGCAGCAAAAUUCCUAUUCUUCUUAUGAUCGCUUUUGUCCUUUCUAUAAAACGUUUGCCAUGUUGAAAAAUAUGAUAACAUUUUAUGAAUUGGCUCGGAAUUCGGUUGAAAUGAGUGCUAAUUCGGAACAUAAAAUAACAUGGAAUCAAAUACGCAGCCAAAUGGGUGAUAUAUUGUAUCAGUUGGCAACAAUGAAAUUUAUGGAUCCUUUAAAAGAUGGAGAAGUGAAGAUUUUGGAUAAAUUGGGUCAACUUAAUGAAGACAUGACUUUGGCUUUUAACAAUUUGAGGGGUGAUUAAGUGGGUUUCUAUUUUAUAAAACAAUUUUUAUUAAAUAUCAAUGAUUUUUUUAUUUUGAAAACAUUAAAAAAAGCUUUUUUUGU